CGCCCCUUGUGCUGCUUUCAUAAAGCAGACAGACUGUGUGACCAGUCAAGUUACUAAUUUGGGGUCCUCGUGUUAAGCAGAAGGUGUCGCUCUCCUUGUUAGUAUAUUUUGCAGUCGUUUUGGAGUCCAAUUGGUUUGUUUUUUCGGGCGUCUUUUAACCUCUUGCAAAAUUUUAGGUGGAUUUGCCUUUAGGAAACAGUGGUGAGGGGCGCAAAAUAAGCUGUCAGUUGAUUUUUAUUUUUAUCAUUAUUAUUUUUCUACCUUGGCUUUUUCGAUAUGCUGCUGGAGUUGCCACAACAAGACCCACUGCUGGAGCAGCGCGACAUAAACAGCUACUUUAGCCUCGGAAGCUACAACGACGGUUCCCCGUCCCCUGAACAGCAAUCGUGCCAUGAGUGCAGCCCGGAGUCCCCACAUUUGAUUCUAACGGACAUCAGUAAUCUGAAGGAAGAUGCUGGAGCUGCCAGGAGCCCCGUUGCUGCGGAGCCAUUCCCAGAUUCAAAGCUAGCAAAAAAACAAGCUCAGAAAAGAUAUUUGGGAGUCAGAGUAAGAAUGCCAGUUAGAGAUAUGCUACGGAAAAUCCGAAUUGCCAAAGGCAUCGAUCCAAAUGAGAUGCAGGACAGUCCACCCAAGGGAUCCAAAUCAUGUUCAGAGAUAAAGAAGCGUGUUCACCAGUUUUCAGAUAGGAGACACAAACAGAUCAAGCAGCCAGCAAAGAGCUUGGAAGAGCUGGCUAUGUUGGUUGAAGUGUUGGCUGAGGACUUGGCACGCACUAGAAGUGAUGGAAAUAAGGCAGCCCUCAGGUUAACCCACAACUGCACCCCUCAAAGCACUUGUUCAAUGUUUCAGCAAGAUCACAAUGCCUCCUUAGACUUGCCUCCGGAAAGCAUUGCACCAUCUCCACAGCCAUCUUACAUUUCAGGUGACAUUUCCCCAGAAAGACAGGAUUUUCAUCACUCUCCCAUUUAUGAAGAAAUGCUUUUUCAGGGGCCCAGGUUCCUUGGAGGCAAUUGCAACAAAGCUCAAGAAGACACUAAAGUUUACUCCCAGGUGGAGUUCUCUCCUCCAUAUCUUGACUAUCAAGUACCUUCAAUUCCAGAUGUGUUCUACCCCAGUGCUCCUUCAUACUUUUGUACAGAAAAGCCACAGUCUCAAACAUGUUAUGAACAAAUGGAAAAAUAUAAAAUCUCUUCCUUGCACAAUGUACAAGACACAGCUGGGCUUUCAUUUUUCCAGUUUCAACUUCGUAAUGAAGAAAGUUUGCUAAGGCUAUACACAGACAAAGAACUCCUUGAAGUGAAUAAAAAUGGUAGCACAUCUCUCCAUAGAGCAGUAUUUGAGGGUAAAAGAGCAAAGGUGUAUGCCAUUGCCCAGAGGAUGGUCAAACUGAAUAAAAUUGACACCAAAGAUGCAGAGGAAAGGACAGCAUUACAUCUAGCUGCUGAGAAAAAUCAGCAUCUAAUGGUCAGUGAUCUUAUCUCCCUCGGGGCAAAUAUUAAUGAAAAGGACAAGUUUGGCAAGACUCCUCUCCACCUCUGCGCAGAAAAUGGAUAUAUUAGAGUGUUAGAGAUGCUGAAAAGUGCCAAGAAUAGUGGAAUUCCAUUGGAAGUAGAACCUUCUGACCACAAUGGGUUGACACCCCUUCAUUGUGCAGUCAUUGCUUUAAAUAUUACAGUAAAGCAGAUGGGAAAGUGUAAGGAUCAAAAUGACAUCAACUUUCUGGCUUUGAGGAAAGAUCGUUUAUUUGAGGGCAUGGAGUGUCUUCUGCAAAUGGGAGCAAAUCCAUUUACUCGAGAACCUCUUUUGGACCGUACUGCUGUGGAUUUUGCUGAAGAAGACAAUAAUCUGGAACUGAUUAACUUCUUUCAGUCUCACUAUUCUAACAGUGAAGCUCUCCAAAGUGAGAAUUAUGCUUCUCGCACAAUGCUAGAUCUUCUGGGAUACACCGAUACUCUGUAUGGUGGCUGUGACAUUCCAGGUCUUCCUCAAGUUAGCAUUCUGAACUGAACUUAGCAGCCUUUAGGAGAGAAUCCAGAAAUGUGAACCUGGAGAAACCAUCUCCUGCUGGAAUUGUUGCACAAUUCAAGUCUCUGUGGCUGUUAUGUCGGCAGUCCAUGAACUGACAGUAAAAGUCUCUGAAAUGUAAGAAGCCUGAACCAAAACACUGAACAAAGUGCCUUAGGCAUAGUGUUGAGUUUAAAUGUUCUCCUAAUGUUUGCACAGGAUUUCAUCCACACUUCAAGAUGAGCCGGGAGGAUAAUUUACAAAACUCAAAUUCUAAUUUUGUGCGUCAUGCGGUGGUGUCCCAUUUAGAGUAUGAUUCUGUCUGAUACUCUAGCUUGUGAUGUCUCCUAUAGAACUGCAAUUAAAAAUGUGGGAAAAACAUAGUAUUUUGUUCUUAAUUAAUUGAAUACAAAUUAAAAUGACCAAAUUUAAAUAUUACUUUUGACCUCCACUGCAUACCCGUUUUGAAUAAUGAAUUGAUUUCCUAUGUCAAGGUUCAGGCUUCUUGUUAUGCAACCAGAAUUUUGUAAAGGGCUAAAGCAACAAUAUUAGAAAGCUUGAAUUAAACACUAAAGUGGAGAAGAAAAAAGAAAAAUCAGUGUAAAUUGAUUUUAAAGAAAUGUUCACUGUUUAAAUUAAAAGGUUGCAAGCCCAUGGUUGCAAAUUAGCUGGUUUCAAUGAAACUUCCUUUGUUUGCUACAUUAAUGUAGUAAAUUGUAAAUAUUACAAUGUUACGGAAAUAACUAUGUACAGUAUAUUGUAGGUUUGUUUUUCUUGGAUAUUUUGUUUUAGUUUAAGGUCCUUAAAAUGGCAAGUUAGUGUAAGGCUCUAAGAGCAUACUGUUACUGAAAAUGUUUGAAAAUAUCCUCCUUAACUGUCUAAAAUUGAGAACCAAAGGAAAAUGUUAAUGCAUUUCUUUAUAUUAUAUAUAUGUAUAUUUUAAAUGCAUGUAUCAUUUAAAAUAAUUUUGUUUCAAUAAUAACUUUCAAAUUUCUAGAAAUAUACUGGGGUUGGAGUUCUAGUAGACUUUACCUUAUCAUGCCAUUCACUAACCCUAACUCUCACCCAAACCUACCUCACCUUUGGGCAAGUGGGGGGCAUUAGGUACUAACCCAAAGUCAGAUAAUCCUAACACUCACCAUAAUUGUUUUAAAAUAUAAUAAAGCAGGCAUGUUUAACUCUUUCAUCUAGUGUAUUCGUUUACAUGUAUAAAAUAUCAUUCUGUUAGACUGUAAAUGUGCUUGAUGAAUUCCUACUAAUUUUCCUAAGCAGGUAUUUUAUAUGUUUGUAUCUUGUGCCCUCACAUAUGCAGAAUUUGUAAUAAAUUGCAACAAACAAUAUACACUGAAAUUAUUCACUUUACUGAAAAAGAUAAUUUGCUGUUACAUGAGUACCUGGAUGGAGGAUUUACCUGCAUUAUAAUCAACCACACAUAGCUCAGUAUACUGUAUAUACUUACCAGUAGUUAUUUUUGAAUAAUCUAUGACAUUAGGAUACUAACAUAUAUGUUUUAUUAAUCUUCUUUUUAUUACUGUGAAAAUUGUUUUACCUAACCAAUGGUGUGGUGUACCUUAGUGGUGCAAUGUAAUAAAAAUUAGCCAUGCAUAACAUUGCAUUUAUAGUAUGUACUGUAUUUGUAAUUUAAUACUUUACAACCCUGCACUUUGUUGCUGUUGAAACUGAAUUAGCUAUUGAAUAAUAAAGAUAUUUUUUCAUUUCAUCA
This is a messenger RNA of Polypterus senegalus (gray bichir), 3727 nucleotides long. RefSeq lists its product as uncharacterized. NCBI's taxonomy places the organism in Eukaryota, Metazoa, Chordata, Cladistia, Polypteriformes, Polypteridae. Gene Ontology annotation, cellular component: nucleus. The record is from RefSeq and is a predicted model, not a curated record. Gene Ontology annotation, biological process: regulation of gene expression. Gene Ontology annotation, molecular function: DNA binding; POU domain binding. The transcript is spliced from 12 exons. The coding region runs from base 277 to 2007 and encodes 576 amino acids.